Suncus etruscus (white-toothed pygmy shrew) is the source of this 4884-nucleotide messenger RNA. It is a transcript of the gene RABGAP1, whose product is annotated as RAB GTPase activating protein 1. Lineage: Eukaryota; Metazoa; Chordata; Mammalia; Eulipotyphla; Soricidae. The record is from RefSeq and is a predicted model, not a curated record. The transcript is spliced from 26 exons. The coding region runs from base 140 to 3349 and encodes 1069 amino acids.
GCAGCGGCGGCGGCGGUGGCGGCGGAGCCUCCGGCGGGACGGCGAGCGGCGGUGGAGGAGGAGAAGAAGCAGCCCGCGCGCGGGGUCGGGCGUUUUUAAAAUAUUUAAUCAUUCAUGAGUUGAGCUUCAUUCUUGAGUCAUGGAUGACAAGGCUUCUGUUGGAAAAAUCAGUGUCUCCUCAGACUCAGUAUCUACUCUUAAUAGUGAAGAUUUUGUCUUGGUUUCCAGGCAAGGAGAUGAAACACCAUCUACAAAUAAUGGAAGUGACGACGAGAAAACAGGACUCAAGAUUAUAGGGAAUGGAAGUGAGCAGCAGCUGCAGAAAGAGCUAGCAGAUGUGCUGAUGGAUCCUCCAAUGGAUGACCAGCUGGGGGACAAGGAGCUUGUGGAAAGGUCGCACCUGGAUGGCGAAGGAGAUGAGCCUCUUUCGAAUCAACUCUCCGCAUCCUCCACCAUUAACCCGGUGCCAUUAGUAGGGCUCCCAAAACCAGACAUGAGCCUGCCGGUGAAAUCUGGACAAGGAGAUUCCGGCGAGUCGAGUCCCUUCACACCCGUGGCUGACGAGGACAGCGUAGUUUUCAGUAAACUAACUUACUUAGGCUGUGCCUCGGUGAAUGCCCCCAGGAGUGAGGUGGAGGCCUUACGGAUGAUGUCCAUCUUACGAAGCCAGCUGCAGAUUUCACUAGAUGUGACCUUAUCGGUGCCGAAUGUAUCAGAAGGGACUGUGAGACUCUUAGAUCCUCAGACAAACACUGAAAUCGCAAACUACCCUAUCUACAAAAUCCUCUUCUGUGUCAGAGGGCAUGAUGGAACUCCUGAAAGUGACUGCUUUGCUUUCACUGAGAGCCAUUACAAUGCAGAGCUCUUCAGGAUACAUGUCUUCCGCUGUGAAAUACAAGAAGCCGUAAGCCGGAUACUUUAUAGUUUCGCCACUGCUUUCCGUCGUUCUGCCAAGCAGACUCCACUUUCAGCCACAGCUGCACCUCAGACUCCUGACAGUGACAUCUUUACCUUCUCUGUGUCUUUAGAAAUAAAAGAAGAUGAUGGUAAAGGUUAUUUUAGUGCAGUUCCUAAAGAUAAGGACAGACAAUGCUUUAAAUUACGCCAAGGGAUUGAUAAGAAGAUUGUUAUCUAUGUGCAACAAACAACUAAUAAAGAACUGGCAAUUGAAAGAUGUUUUGGGCUUCUCCUUAGUCCUGGAAAAGAUGUAAAAAAUAGUGACAUGCACUUACUAGAUUUGGAAUCUAUGGGCAAAAGUUCCGAUGGAAAGUCCUAUGUAAUUACUGGGAGCUGGAACCCAAAAUCACCUCAUUUUCAAGUUGUAAAUGAAGAAACUCCUAAAGAUAAAGUGCUGUUCAUGACCACUGCUGUGGACUUGGUGAUCACAGAAGUUCAGGAACCUGUUCGCUUUCUCCUAGAGACAAAAGUCCGCGUGUGCUCACCUAAUGAGAGAUUGUUCUGGCCCUUCAGCAAACGUAGCACUACUGAGAAUUUCUUUUUGAAAUUAAAACAGAUAAAGCAAAAGGAGAGAAAGAAUAAUACCGACACUUUAUAUGAAGUUGUAUGCUUAGAAAGUGAAUCCGAAAGAGAGAGAAGGAAAACUACUGCAAGCCCCUCAGUUUGCCUCCCACAGUCUGGAUCUCAGAGUUCAAUGAUACCGUCUCCUCCAGAGGAUGAUGAAGAAGAAGAUAAUGAUGAGCCCCUCUUGAGUGGAUCUGGUGAUGUGUCCAAAGAAUGUGCCGAAAAAAUUCUUGAAACGUGGGGAGAACUGCUCUCAAAAUGGCAUCUCAAUUUGAGUGUGAGGCCAAAGCAGUUGUCCUCGUUAGUAAGAAGUGGGGUACCGGAAGCACUUCGAGGGGAAGUCUGGCAGCUGCUAGCUGGUUGUCACAACAAUGACCACUUGGUAGAAAAAUACCGAAUUCUCAUCACAAAGGAGUCUCCCCAGGACAGUGCUAUCACCCGAGAUAUUAAUCGGACAUUCCCAGCCCAUGAUUACUUUAAGGACACCGGAGGAGAUGGACAAGAUUCUUUAUAUAAAAUAUGCAAGGCUUAUUCUGUGUAUGAUGAGGAGAUUGGCUACUGCCAGGGCCAGUCAUUUCUUGCUGCUGUUUUGCUUCUACAUAUGCCCGAAGAACAGGCCUUCAGUGUUCUGGUCAAGAUUAUGUUUGAUUAUGGACUCAGGGAACUUUUCAAGCAGAAUUUUGAAGAUUUACACUGCAAAUUUUACCAAUUGGAGCGCCUCAUGCAGGAGUACAUUCCAGACCUGUACAACCACUUUUUGGACAUCAGCCUAGAAGCGCACAUGUAUGCCUCUCAGUGGUUCCUGACUCUCUUCACAGCAAAGUUCCCACUCUACAUGGUCUUCCAUAUCAUCGACCUGCUGUUAUGUGAGGGAAUAAGUGUGAUUUUUAAUGUCGCCCUUGGAUUGCUAAAGACUUCCAAGGAUGAUUUGCUAUUAACUGACUUUGAAGGUGCCUUGAAAUUCUUCAGGGUUCAGCUUCCUAAGAGAUACCGCUCAGAAGAAAAUGCAAAGAAAUUAAUGGAAUUAGCUUGCAACAUGAAGAUCAGUCAGAAGAAGUUGAAAAAAUAUGAGAAAGAAUAUCACACCAUGAGGGAACAGCAAGCCCAACAAGAAGAUCCCAUUGAGCGAUUCGAGAGGGAAAAUAGGCGUCUACAGGAAGCGAACAUGAGGUUGGAACAGGAAAAUGAUGACUUGGCCCAUGAGCUGGUUACCAGCAAGAUCGCUCUGCGGAAGGACCUGGAUAACGCAGAGGAGAAGGCAGAUGCACUGAACAAGGAGCUGCUCAUGACCAAGCAGAAGCUGAUUGACGCAGAAGAGGAGAAGAGGCGGCUGGAAGGGGAGUCCGCCCAGUUAAAAGAAAUGUGCCGGCGGGAGCUUGACAAGGCUGAGUCUGAGAUUAAGAAGAACAGCUCCAUCAUUGGUGACUACAAGCAGAUUUGUUCUCAGUUGAGCGAAAGAUUGGAGAAGCAGCAGACCGCUAAUAAAGUAGAAAUUGAGAAGAUUCGGCAAAAAGUGGAUGACUGCGAGCGCUGCCGGGAGUUUUUCAACAAAGAAGGACGCAUAAAGGGCAUCAGCUCAGCCAAGGAUGUUGUGGAUGAGGACACAGAUGAAGAGAAGGAGGCCCUCAAGAACCAACUGAGAGAGAUGGAGCUGGAACUGGCGCAAACCAAGCUGCAGCUGGUAGAAGCUGAGUGUAAGAUACAGGACUUGGAGCACCACUUAGGCCUCGCCCUCAAUGAGGUCCAGGCAGCCAAGAAGACGUGGUUUAACCGCACACUGAGCUCCAUCAAGACAGCCACUGGCGUUCAAGGGAAAGAGACGUGCUGAGACAGCCGCUGCCCCUAGCCGGCCUUCCGCAAACAAGACACCUUUCGUUGCCUUCUUUGGCCAGAUGUGUGACUCUGACAUGUCCCAGGGCCGGGAUGUAGCUAAGUCUGAUCCGUAGACGCAUGUUGGUAGGUCUUUGGACCAGAGCUCACGAAAGCACCAGCCUCCAUGGGGCAAGGGUAGGGCGCCCUCUUAACUACUGACACUAACAGGCCUGCUAGCGCGGCCACUGCUCUAGAGCAGCACUCCUUGCCUUGGGGGGGGUCAGCGUGGGGGCUGCAAUAGCCCCUGGCCCAGGGGCCAUGGUGGCCUGGUCAGUUUGGGGAUCCUUCAGGCUGUUGGGGUUUUUUCUAAACCUUUAACCUUUUUUUUUUUUAAGAAAAUAUACAUAUUAUAUAUAUAAAUAUAUAUAUGGGGUGAGGGAAGGGCAGGGAGGAGUAAGGACUAAUUCUUACGUUUUGGUGCCAGCAGAGGGCAUCGCAGUAGACGUGAAGACGCACUUUGAUAGGAGGGUUCCUGGCGGUAGUUGAAGCCACCUAGUUUUUGUUCAGCUAUGUGAUGCACAGGAAGUUGGUUUGGCAUAUUCACCUGUUUUUGGUCAAUUCUAUGCAACUAUUACACAUGGUUCCUGUUGUUCUAGUGGUAGCUGCCAAAGUAACACAGGGCUGGGCUGGGUGACUUGAACUGUCAGAAUCACGUGGACAAAUCCUAUUUUGCUUAUGUGUCAUAUGUGUGUGUACAUAUAUAUAUAUGCCUAUAUAUAUAUAUAUAUAUAUAUCUAUCUUCGCCCACGGACCCCAACUUACAGUGUUGAAACCCCUGACCAAGACUAACCCGCACAACUUCCUUCUGUGGUUAUUUGGCACUUAACUCACUCCAGCCGUGCCCGGCUCUGCACUCUUCCCCGCUGGCUGUUGCUGCACACCCUGAGGUGCUCCCUUUGAACCUCAAGGUUCCAAGAGUCUUCGCACAACAAGCCAGAUGAGAAGACACUGAACUUGUGUGUUCAUGCGUCCAUGAGUAUGUACAUGCAGGGCACACAUGCGGCGAGGCCCCGUCCUGCUGGCCUGUGGGUCACACUCCUUGCUGCCCAGGGCCUCCCCAGGAAGGGGGCUGGGUGGGAACCUGGAUGUGCAGACUCUGCCUAAGGAAUGAAGCAGGACGGAUGGGGUCAGCACCUUUUUAAAAUACUUUUAAUUUAUACGGUGAUAGCCGACAGGCUUUUACAAGAGCACUGGUUUGUAUAUAGACACUUGGUUUUUGUACCCCCCUCACCCCAAGUCUGUACUAAUGCUUGCUGAGGUACUGGGGAGGUCGUGGCAACCUCUGACACUCACACCGGCCCCUCCACUUGUCUUUCUCGUUCAGUUACCCAAACAGCUGUAAGCCCAUCUCCAACUAGGUGAGUGGACAUUGUGCUAGGUAGCUUGUGUGUCGACUUUAUGAAUUGAAAUAUAAACAAGUAAAAAUUGUGUUACUAUUUCUUUUGGUUUUAUUUUAACAAGCAUAUUCAUUAAAUAUUUUGGUAAAAACAG